Colletotrichum graminicola M1.001 is the source of this 1086-nucleotide messenger RNA. Its product is annotated as aldo/keto reductase. The coding region runs from base 1 to 1086 and encodes 361 amino acids. The transcript has 4 exons. NCBI's taxonomy places the organism in Eukaryota, Fungi, Ascomycota, Sordariomycetes, Glomerellales, Glomerellaceae. The record is from RefSeq and is a predicted model, not a curated record.
AUGGCAUCCAAGGAGCUUCCCGCACGCCUCAAGGAGGGACUUGAGAACACAAAGGUUGAGUACCGUCAGCUCGGCAAGUCCGGGCUACGCGUUUCGGUCCCUAUCUUCGGCUGCAUGAGCUUUGGUGAUUCCCGCACGCUGGGCUGGGCAUUGAAUGAGGAUGAGGCUCUUCCUCUUCUAAAGGCGGCAUACGAUCGCGGACUGAAUACCUGGGACACGGCCAAUGUCUACUCCAAUGGUGCGUCCGAGGUCACUAUUGGCAAGGCACUGAAGAAGUACAACAUUCCGCGCGAAAAGGUCGUCAUCUUGACCAAGUGUUUCUUUGCCGUCGGCGAGGACCCCGAGACCCGCCACUUCGUAUACCGCGACGAAGUGAACAGGUCGAAAGAUUACCAGAACCAAUGGGGCUUGUCGCGAGGCGCCAUCUUCAACCAGGUUGAGGCGUCUUUGAAGCGGCUCGAUACCUCGUACAUCGACCUCCUCCAGAUCCACCGAUUCGACCCCAACACGCCCAUUGAAGAGACGAUGAAGGCACUGCACGAUCUCGUCCAGACAGGUAAAGUGCGAUACAUCGGUGCGAGCAGCAUGUGGGGAACGCAAUUCGCCCAGAUGCAGUUUGUGGCGGAGAAGAAUGGUUGGACCAAGUUUGUGAGCAUGCAAAACCAGUACAACCUCCUCUACCGUGAGGAGGAGAGGGAAAUGAACCGCUUUUGCAAUGCUACGGGAGUAGGUCUUAUCCCUUGGGCCCCACUAUGCCGCGGUCAUUUGGCACGACCUCCAAAGGACUUUGGUUCCACCGCCCGUAGCAAGGGUGAGAAGGAGAGCCAACCCGGCAGCCACGGGACAGUCGAGCCGGAUCUUACCAUUAUAAAGCGUGUGCAGGAAAUCGCCGAGAAGCGAGACUGGCCCAUGGCCCACGUGGCUCUUGCAUGGAUCAACAAGCGCAUCACAAGCCCCAUCAUCGGCUUCAGCAGUGUCGAUCGGAUUGACCAGGCCAUCGCUGCUGAUGGGAAGGUUUUAACCGAGGAGGAGGACAAAUACUUGGAGGAACUAUACCAACCCAAGGCCAUCUCCGGCCACACGUGA